Messenger RNA from Anneissia japonica, 6147 nucleotides. RefSeq lists its product as uncharacterized. The coding region runs from base 361 to 3237 and encodes 958 amino acids. NCBI's taxonomy places the organism in Eukaryota, Metazoa, Echinodermata, Crinoidea, Comatulida, Comatulidae. Gene Ontology annotation, molecular function: protein binding. Gene Ontology annotation, cellular component: extracellular matrix. The transcript is spliced from 13 exons. The record is from RefSeq and is a predicted model, not a curated record.
UUAAAUUUUUUAUUUAUUUAAUUGUUUAUUUUUUUGGCCCCCAUCGACUACCGGCGUGAGAAAAUGAUUGUUGAGCGGAAGAGCGUGGAAAGAGGCACGGAUUCUCACUUGGUAGGUCUGCAAGCUUCAGUGAACAAGAUGAAUGGGUAAUUACCUGAUUGAGCUUACGGUGUUUACAUAAUGAUGCUCAUUGAGAUUCAUUCUGAAUACGAAGCUAUAGACUUCGAAUAUUUUAUUCUAAUUUGCUCAUCAUAUUGAACGUCUAUUGUGUGGAUUAUCAAAUUAUAGUGCUUCCUGAAAACACUAACAAAGUUUCUUCCACCCUUUAUACAUUUCUUCAACAUUAUAUGUGACUAAAGAAUGACUGUUCUACGUUGGACAACAUUCCUUCUACUAGUGAAAGUUUCCAGCCAGUCAGCAUGUGGAGACACUCAUUCGAAGGGCGAUUGUAAUUGUCUGCAGCAUUCGGAUGGUACUUGGGCAGUUGAUUGUACGGGACGUGGACUUAGUGCUUUACCCGGUGGUAUUCCAGUGAACACUACGAGACUUGAUGCUGCGAAGAACAAUAUAUCGGAGAUAUCGAACGAUACGUUGCUUCGACUACAGUACUUAUUUUCAAUAGUACUGGACUUUAACAAUCUGACUUCCUUGCCAAAGUUUCCAAAACGAAUCGAGUUCAUGUAUUUAUCAUCCAAUAAAUUGCAGCAUAUUGACCCUGAGGCAUUUGCUGAGGUGGGAAUGAUAGUGGUGUUGAGAUUGGAUAAUAACUUAUUAAAAGAGAUUCCGCUCGCUGUUUAUAAUCUCAACGUAACGGAUUCGUUAAUAAUAAGCAUGAACUUUAUCGACCUGAGCUCAAAUCCCAAUAGAAGCAUAUUUUCCCACUCGCCGCGAAAAUUGAUUAUAGCAAAAAAUGAAAUACAAUCAAUUUCAAGAAAUUAUUUUAGUGGAUUAAAAUCUCUGGAACAGAUACUUAUUUACCUGAAUAAGAUAUCAUAUAUAGAAGAUAAAUCUUUCAGUGGAACCAGUCUGACGCACUUAUAUAUCUAUGGAAAUAUUAUCCAGAAAAUCACAAGCGAAAUGUUCGAAAUAGACAGCGGUUCACUACAAUAUAUUUAUCUAUUUAAUAAUCCGAUUGAAGAAAUGGACGAAGGAGCGUUGUCUCAUCUGAAACCAAAUUCAACAGUGUAUUUGGAAUGUGGAAAUCUUGAAUAUAUUCCUUCGAAGAUAGCAGAACACACACAUGCAAUAUGUGUCACUAACAAAACAGAACUCAAUUUCUAUGCCGAUUAUUAUUCAAGUAUGUAUUUAUAUGGAAUGACGUGUACUGGCUUAACAUGUCACCCUUGUGGUCUUGGUUUAUACGGAAUGCUUGUAAGAUCAGGUUGUUACACUUGUCCAGCAGGUGGUUUUUAUCAAGACAAUCGUGGAUAUGUUAAAAGUGGUAAUUACAAAACCGACUGUAAACGAUGUAUAAAUGGAACGUUUUCCCCUCAUCCCGGAGGUACCUCAAUAUUUGCUUGCCAGUCAUGUCCAUCGGGAACCAACACAGAUGUAAUGGCAGAACUUGAUGCAUGUCCAUGCUUAGAAAAUUUUUAUCGCACUUACCGUUACGGCGCAUGUAAAUCGUGCCCUGAAGGAGUUGACUGCUCAGGUGGUUACCAAAAUUUAAGCGAGGGCUAUGGGUGGUCGUGGAAUUUUACACGUUAUCCCAAUCGUCUAGAUGAGUACAGACAAUUUGUCCAUAAUCUGACUACUUCCAAUUUCGAACUUUCUGAACCUAAUACUUUAAACUACACAGUGUACACUGGAGAUUUCCCGGUGGCCCACAAGUGUCCACGAAGUGAGAGUUGUCUUGGUGGAAUUGAAGCAAAGUGCUUGGAAGGUUAUUCUGUUAAUGUUUGGUUAUGUGCUGAGUGCAGUGACAAUUAUUACGAAUUAUUCGACAAGUGUUACAAAUGUCAGGAUAAAGCAAUCAUGAUAACUGUUCUGAUAUUGGUAAUUUUGGCGAUCGUAUGUGUUUCAUACUUAGUGUGGAGACUGGAUAAACGAAGAGGCGAGACAAUACGCAACGACUCUUUCGUGAUUCAUCUCAAAAUCGCCAUCAAUUUCUAUCAGGUUCUGGGUAUUCUAUCUGAAGUUAAUGAAAUACAUUGGCCUGAUUCGUUUCAAUCUGUUGGAGAGAGUGUCCAGUAUCUUGAUAUAAUACGUUAUAUCAAUAUUCUUAGCCCAAGGUGUAUAUUUCCUGGAGUUUGGAAUGCUUACACAUUUUUGUAUAUUGCCAUUGCAACACCAUUCACUAUUAUUUUGUCAACAUCUAUCAUCUUCCUCAUCUGGAACCUUUACAAACGAUACAAAGAGGAUCACUAUGUGCAUCGCUUAACAGACACAUUCUUGUCGAUUACAAUGAUGUUGCUGUAUUUGACCUAUGCAAACACUUGCUCAAACAUAUUGGCGGUCGGACCGUGGUCAGUUCGUACGUUUAAUGUUACAAAGGAUGGUGAUGAAAAACGAGUGUUAACUUCUGACUACUCUAUCGAUAUCGAUGAAUCUAAUGGUUCAAAAUACGAGACUAACAGGAACAUCGUUUAUGGUUCGUUGGUGUAUGUUAUUGGUUUUCCACUUGCUAUUAUUCUGAUAUUGUACCGUAGAUACACACGUCAUGGUGAACGAUCUGGUACCAUGGGAAUGAGGUUCUUCUGCAAGCAAUAUAGUCCAAAGUUUUGGUACUGGGAGGCAAUUGAUAUGUACAGCAAGGCUAUACUCGCCCUCAUCGCUAACUUCAAGGACGAUCAACCCUCCAACAUGUCAUAUUCCCUCUUUAUCACGGUCAUCCUCAUAGCAUUGCAUUUGUAUCUUGAACCAUUGGAGGAGAAGUCCGAUCAGAAGUUCCAGUUGCUGACACUUGUCUUCAUUAUCGUCAACUUGUCGGUUGGCGCAAUUGUUGACAUUGAAGAGUCCGGGGAACAUUCGGUGUACUCCACAGACGACACAAUAUCUGUGCUCCAUGACAUCACACCCUACAUCCUUUUGCUGCUCAAUCUGUCAAUUCUGUUUGUAGUUUUUGUUGAUCUACUUAAAAAAGUAAAGGAGAGCUUCUGGAGAAAUUCGACUGGUUUAAAGGAACUCAGAAAUGUUGCCAAUGACUUGGAAGACCACGAGAAUGAUCGGAAUCAACUUUCUCCAUUACUUCAGGAUUUCGACAGCUUAUCGACUUGCAAUCCCACGAUUAAUAACUAGUAGUUGUAAAUGGCAUAUUAACGUUAUAAUCGUUUGCCAUACAGUUUAGUAUAAUAAUUACAUCGAUACUGAGCGGCCUUUAGCUGAUAACAACGUAAUUAAGACCUACAGUAUAGUGCAACAUUCGGUUUACAAUAAUGAUGAUGAUGAUGAUGAUGAUGAUGAAUAUUUUUAAUGCGCCAGUAUCUAUCCGAGAUGCUCAUUGCGCAACGAUACAACAAUUAACUGGACGACAUUAAAUGUGUUCUAAGUUAAUGAAGUUAUAAAAAUGUUGAUAUUUGUGCAAUGUUAACAUAGUCCGGUAGUUUGUUCCAUGAGACGGCAGAGGUAAUUAAGUGUUCCCCCAGGUUCUGUGAGUUCGAGGUUUAGCGUAUACAAAUGGUGUCAUUAGAGCGCAUGAGUUCAUGUGUGCUCUGUAAAGCGUCCCAGUUCAGGCCCUGUCUCAUUAUCGUUUUUAUAGUUUUGUUAUAGGUUAAAAGAUCUUUAAAUUCAAUCAUGUGCUGCUCGGUGUACUGGGCAAGGUACUCAUCGAAUGCUUCACUCCAUUCAGUUUCGGAAAGAGGCCUUGGUUUUUUAGCGACUAGGUGUAGCGUUAGCUGAUUAUGUAAGACUGAGAAAUCGUAUGAGUCAGUUUUGUUAGGGUACAGUAGUUGAAAAAAAAAUCAACAAUUUUUUUUCUCAAAAUGUUCCGUUUCAUCUUGUUGGGAAUACUCGCAACUAUCACCAACCCCCUGAAAGGAGAACGGGAUACAUUGAGUCUACUACAUCAACCGUUUGUGAUGUGAGGUCAAUUAACGAGUUGUCUGUAGGAGAAAGAUGUGAAUGUGUAAGGGAAGUGUUUUGGAUGUUACGAUCUGGUGUACUGCUACUUUCCAGUAAAGACUGUUUCGAGGUACCCGUAUCCGUUGGAGUAAGCAUCUAGACGAGGUUGGCCACAGUAGUUACCAGCCUUGAAACUUGGUCUUGAAGAGCAUCCAUUGUUUUCUGCUUAAAUACAUUUUUCUUUUUGGGAGGGCAGUUGAUUGAGCGGACUUUCUCUUCGCUUUAGGAAUCCUGUUACAAAUGAGAAACUGAGAAAACCAUGGGUUAAUGAGAAAAUAAAUAGGAGCUAGAAUCCGAGUUCGCUGAAAUGAUAUAAAUACAGCACCUUGGUAAUCAACGUGCAGUUUUGUAUUUGAAAUGUAUGAUAGGCACGAGGGGCAACGCGAAUGUUGCCGAGUAGCGAAUAUCAAUCAAAUAACAGGGACCUGCAAAUACAACUUGUAACGAGUGCCUGAGUGAAUGUACGAUAGGCACGAGGGGCAACAUGAAAAUGUUGCCAAGCAGCCAAUUCUCUUUUAGAGAGCUCCAAAUAUCACUUGUAACGAGUGCCAGAAUGAAUUUAUGAGAGGCUAGAGGGGCAACAUGCGAAUGUUGCCGAGCUGCGAAUGUUCUCGUUAAACAGAGAGCUGCAGAUAACCUGUAACCACUACCAGAAUGAAAGGAAGCGUGGGUAAUGUGGGAAUGUUGCUGAUCAGCGGAAUCGCUAUACCUUACAUGUGGCAUCCAGUGUUACGGUAUGACCUAUCCCUAUGGUAACAUCAGUGACAUGUAAACCACACCCUCACUUAUCGUGAAACAAAUACAUGUGGUUAAGUGACUAAGCUCAUUACCAUGUUAGGUACAGAACCCUAUCUAGAACACGCUUAUAUAACCCAUAACAAGGAGUAAUCCGAUUCAUGGUAUUAACAGAUUUUGCAUAUAAUUUCAAAUCAAUUUAUUUUAAAUAGUGAGUCUUUAAGUAGUUACUCGAACGUCAUUGAAAAGGGCUUUGCGUAGAGAAUUUUUAUACCUUUUCUGUCCCAAGAGUUUAUUUGGGUGUAUUCCAUCCUUAGACCAUACCGAUAUUCGAACUUGCAAAAAUCCUUUAUGGACAUGGUAUGUCGAACGUGUGUCUACAUCACAAUGAUCUGUUAUUAUAUAUUAAAUAAUUAUGUGAACUUUCGUAUUAUAUGCAGUAUCGGUAUCACUGAAUAGAGCCGAACAGAUGGUAGUGUGUCUUAGGCCUACUUGUGGUACUAGAAUUUUGUGAACGAUAUCCAUCAGCCGGUCAGCGGCAGUUAGUGGCUCCAAGGUAUAAAAUACAUUACCCCCAAUGUCUAUGAUAAUAAAAUCGGGCUUAAUUAGUAAUAACUAAGAAAUAUACUGCGACAGAUUCCCAAUUUUUAGUCCUAGAAUAGUGUAAUUUGUAAAUUUUUAAGUGUUAUUUAAACGAAAUUUUAAUUGUAAUUUUCAGUAAUUUACAUAUGAUUAUCGUAAUUAUAGCAAUAUCAAUUAUAAUCAUAGCAAUAAUAAUAAUAAUAAUAAUAAUAAUAAUAAUAAUAAUAAUUACCUUUUUAUAUCUUGUGAUUUUAUAGUAUUGAUUAUAUUUCUUGAUGUUUAUUGCAAUUUUCGCCUGUAAGUGGAAACGAAGAGUUCCUGUUGGACGAUUGUUAUAAAAUAAAAUUAAAAAAUAAAUAAAUAAAAAGCAUACAUAGUAUUUGGCUUAUAGCCUUGGAAAGUAACAUGUAAGGUUGAACACUCACUGUUGUAUGUAAUGUGAUCGCCCAAACCUGAUACAAAACUAUGACCUAGAAUCGAGGUGGUAUUAAUUGCUUGAAAAAAAAGGGAAAACAAAUAAUGUCAACGAAAGAUAUAAACUGGAUAGAGAACUAAAUAAAUGUAAAUGUAAGUUACUGGCUUUACGCUCAGUUGAUUAGUGAUUUUUGGAAGUUAUUGAUAUUAGUACCUUAAAUAUGAUGCGUCUUCGUGAUGCUGUAAGAAGCAAAGAGGAUGAAUUGUGGGAUUGCUCCCGUAUCAAAAAUGCUAUUGCCUUCUUCAAUCGUUAUCAUCUUCUUCUUCCUCUUCCUCUUUGUCUUCGUCUUCGUCUUG